Colletotrichum chrysophilum is the source of this 732-nucleotide messenger RNA. RefSeq lists its product as uncharacterized. NCBI's taxonomy places the organism in Eukaryota, Fungi, Ascomycota, Sordariomycetes, Glomerellales, Glomerellaceae. Bases 1 to 732 code for a protein of 243 amino acids. The transcript is spliced from 2 exons. The record is from RefSeq and is a predicted model, not a curated record.
AUGUCAUCGCUCGUCGUCGCGCAAUCUUGGAGUUGCGCCAGCUUCAUCCCGACGCGGAGAUUAGCCCCGACCGCUGUAGUGCGCGCCCUUGCAGCUGUCCAGUCUGGCACCGAGAAUUACUACAGCCGUCUCGAGAAGAACGAUGAUAAGGACGAUGAUAGCGACAGCGAUGAUGCCCACGAACACGACGUCCGCGCCGGCUCCUUACCCAGCGAGGCUGAUACUCGUCCUCGACGCUCCGUGCCUACCGUGAACUACUCUCGGUCCGCCCUGUACCCCGCCGAGACACUCAAGGCCUUUCGCUCGGCAGGCAAAGACAGGGUCUCUUCGAAGACCUCCGCAUCGAACCCCGCAGCCGCCCCCAUCCCUCGCCCCGUCAGUCGCCAGAAUCCCGUUCUACCUAGCGCAGGUCCGGCUGAGUCCGUCCCGGCUGGUUCAGCCGUCUUGGACCCCGGCGGUAUUGCCGGCGCCCUCGCCGUCUCUCGGCAUGCAACGCCGGCACCCGCUGCUGCUAUGGCUAACCCAGACCGAUUCGCGCGUGUUAUAGAGGCCAUCGGCGAGGUGUCCCGUCUGACGGCUGCUCUGAAUGAGGCCAUCAACCGCUUGGGAGAGGCAUUCUUCGACGCGGUUGUGCCAGGAGAGCCCGCACCUGUCGCACGUCUAUCGGACGAUCAGGUGCAAGAUGUCCUUAGAAUGCUAGGCCACGCCGGUGGGAACGUUGGAAAUGAGUGA